Sinocyclocheilus grahami is the source of this 5560-nucleotide messenger RNA. RefSeq names its product stAR-related lipid transfer protein 13-like. The record is from RefSeq and is a predicted model, not a curated record. Gene Ontology annotation, molecular function: GTPase activator activity; lipid binding. Gene Ontology annotation, biological process: actin cytoskeleton organization; signal transduction; regulation of Rho protein signal transduction. The transcript has 17 exons. Lineage: Eukaryota; Metazoa; Chordata; Actinopteri; Cypriniformes; Cyprinidae. The coding region runs from base 420 to 4922 and encodes 1500 amino acids.
AUUCUUCCUCCCCUUCCACUCUUACUCUGAAUGACUUAGUCACUGCAUGCUGAGGCUUCCCGUUGCCUGUGGGGAUUUUGGGGAAUUUGUGAUGACAGCACCUCUCCCUCUGCGGAGGUGUUGCCUUGAAUAUCCAAGGAGAAGAGGCGAAAGAGACACUCACAAAGGCUGAUCGCGUCCACUCUUAGAUUUAAUGGGACCUUAGACACUUUGCACGCUCCUCAUCAUGACCAUGAUAGCGGUUGGAAUUCCCAGCACAUUCUGAAGAACUCUAAGGAUGGUUGACACAAAGUGCUAAUUAGCACAGAGGAACCAGUUCAGUCCAAAUGGUGGAACAUGAUGAACGUGGCAGUUUCUGGCAUCAUACAAAAACUCUUCUGGAUAUUCCUUAUGGCUAGUUCCAAGCUGUAAAUUGAAACAUGGAUGAUCAACCCAUGAUGACUUUAGAAGGACAGAAGUCAUCAGCUUUGCAAGAGACCCCAAAAAUGACUUUCUCAGUAGAGCUUUCAAUGGCAGACUCAACCAUGGAUAGAAACCUGACCUUAAAAGAUACUUCUGAUUCACUACCGUCUGUUAUAGAUGAGCCUUUGGAAGACCAAACACAACUUGAGUUGAAGAAUAAAAGUUCAUUAGAGAAGAUCAAUCAAAUUGUACCACUGCUUGUCAACAAAGGUGGACCUUGUCUUCAAAUCUUGAAUCUUCUCACAAAAGAAAGGACAAAGAAAUACAUUGAACAUCAAAGCACUUCUGCUCCAAUAUCAACCCCAAAAUCUGAACUAAAUGGCAUUUAUUGUGAACCUGACUUCCAAAUGGAUGCUGAGACUGGGUUCAGCUAUUUUUUGACUCGCUCAGAUAGUCCAGUGAUCAACAGCUGUGAUGUAGACUCCUCAAACACCUCAUCUACUACUUAUCCUUUUUCUAAUUUUACGGUCAGACCCAUAUCAGAACCCGCUUACUCUUUUGCAUCCUCUCCAGUGGGACCAUCUCACAUUGAGCACCCUUACUCGGCUCCUUUGCCAGUCUCCAAGGGGGCUGAUCUACCCCGAAUCAUCAAACACAAGCCCAGCUCCAUUACCUUUGCAGAUUAUGACAGUUUUUUGGGUCUGAUCAAGAAUGCCCAAGCCAAUGAAGGUUCAGAUGCUUGUGAGGCCUCUUCUGAAGAUGAAGGCCGUGAUGUGGUCUUCCAUGAUGAUAGCGAUGAUGUGUUUCCCAAGUGCAAAGAAUUUUUCCAAAGCUCCAGACAAAACGGGGAAGGAUUGAAGAAACAAAGGAGUAAAGGAACCUGUAGACAAGCACAUGGAGAAAGAAGUUCCAGCACCAAUCUGCCACCCAACAGAAGCAGCAGCUAUGAGGCAGAGGAGGAGAGCAGCAGUACAGAGGAGUCUCCUCAGGUCCUGUCUCCCUGGUCUGAAUCUAUAACCCAGCUAAUGAAGAGAUUAGAUCAGCUCAAUCUGUACAUAGAGGAAGCUCUCAGCGCUGGCUCUUCCCCUUCCCACACACCCAACACCACCCGGAGACACACCACUAAUGACAGAGCAUCCCUGCAGAGUGGAGCUGUAGGGGUGAACCAGUCCCUCAACUUGAACAACAUGGCUAGAAGAAACGACACAAGGGAACGGCAUGGCCAAGAGAGACAUGCGGGAGCCACUUCCUCUCAGGGGAGAUCACAUGGUAAAAAGACAGAGAUGUCCAUCAAGAAGAGGCAUGGAGGCGCAGAAAUCGAGGCAAGGGAAGCUUGUGACUGGCUACGAGCGGCAGGAUUCCCCCAGUACGCCCAGCUCUUUGAAGAUUCUCAAUUUCCAAUUGACAUCUUUCCUGUGAAGAAAGAUCAUGACUUCUUGGACAAAGACCUUGUGGAACCUCUAUGUCGUAAAAGAUAUGGUAAUAAAAAUAAAGGCAUAUUUAUGCAUUUCCUUGUUAACCUGCAGAGUGAAGACUCAGAUGAAGAUGACCUCUUUGCCAUCAGUGACAAAUGGACCUUUGAAUGGAGCAGUCGCCGCUGGUCCAGGCUCCAAGACAUCGAUUGCCUGCUGAGGGGCGUGGAGAACAAGAACCCAGGGGAAAACUCUGCCCUGCGGAAAACGACCAGCAGCGAGAGUGUUCUGACAGACUUGAGCGAGCCGGAGAUCUCUUCCCUCCAUAGCGAGAGCAGCGGCGGCAGUGGUGGCGUUCGUGUGCAUAGUGCGGAAGACUCGGACAGCUCACACCGCACCUGCUCGAACUCUGCAGCCAUGCCUGACCCCACAUCACUAGGUGUGACCCAUCUCUCUUCAGAACUUUCAAGCUACGGUUCGCUGCCUGUAAAGCAUAGCAAGCGAGGACGGACACGAGCUAAGGAGUUCUUACGGCGCAUGGAAGCUUUGCAGUUACGUGGAGCAAUGGGUGGCGGAGGGAACAGGAGUCUUGUUAUAAGUGCCCCGGUUCUCCAACAAGAACCCCAGACUGUAAAAACUCUCCGCUGUGUGGAGAUCAUCAAUGGAGACAUGCGUCUUGCAGAGCCACCUUCCGGCAUAGGGUUGCCCUCCCAGUCUAGCAGCGAAGGGAGCAGCAGCCAGUCCAGUGGGAGUGCCAUCAGUACGCCAAACAUGAAGGAACGCAACGUCCACCGGGCUGAUCACAAGCGCAGUGGGAUGUACCUGGAGGACUUGGAUGUGUUCUCCAGUCUCAUCCAGGGUAAGCGUGUGGCUGAGCAGAACCGACGCAAUGAGUUCCACUCCUACGAGGACCUGGUGGUCCAUAUUCCUAAAGAUCACAAGCCUGGAACCUUUCCCAAAGCUCUGUCCAUCGAGAGUCUUUCACCCUCAAUGGCAGCCUCCAUCAACUGGCACUUGGCAAGCAUGGACUCGGAUGUUCAGCAUCCACCUAGCUUCAAAGAACCUCGACCUGUCACACAGUGCUGCAACCGAGGAAGUCGGAUCAGCAUUUACGACAAUGUACCCAGCUCGCACCUCUAUGCCAGCACCGGCGACCUCAUAGACUUGGAAAAGGAAGACCUUUUUCCACAUUUAGAAGAUAUUCUGCAGCAUGUUAAUGGGCUGCAACAGAUCGUGGACCACUGGUCCAAGAAUGUAUUGCCUAAUAGUGAAAACGCGGGGAAGGAACGAGUUGAUCUUGUUGGCGAAAGGCAAGGCGACCUGCAAUCAUCCAGCCAGAUCACAUUGGAUUUUGAGGAACAUUCAGUGCAGGAGGGUCAGGCAACCCCUAAUGAUGUAGACAGGGAUGGGGUGUCACUUAAUGAAACAGAAUCCGUAGGAAUGAGGGAAAGGAGAGACUCAGGGGUCGGGGCUUCACUUACCAGACCAAGACGCUUGCGAUGGCCUAGCUUCCAGAUUUCCAACCGCCUCAGCCAUUCGGUCGCCUCUCUCCAGAUCACCAGCCAAUCUGCGGCCCAGCUCAGCUUGCUACAGAAAUUUUCCUUGCUCCGUCUCACUGCUAUUAUGGAGAAGUACUCCAUGUCCAACAAACAUGGCUGGACCUGGUCUGUGCCAAAGUUUAUGAAGAGGAUGAAGGUUCCAGACUAUAAGGAUAAGAAUGUGUUCGGGGUUCCACUGUUUGUGCAUGUGCAACGCUUCGGUCAACCUUUACCUCUUGGUGUCCAGCAGGCUUUGCGCUACCUCAGGAGCCAGUGCCUUGAUCAGGUGGGUCUUUUUCGUAAGUCAGGAGUGAAGUCUCGUAUCCAAGCUCUCAGACAGAUGAAUGAGAAUUCUCCAGAUGAUGUCAACUAUGAAGACCAGUCUGCGUAUGAUGUGGCCGACAUGGUCAAACAGUUCUUCAGGGAUCUGCCUGAGCCACUUCUGACCAGCAAACUGGGUGAAACCUUCCUCCACAUUUACCAAUAUGUGCCCAAAGAGCAGCGCUUGCAGGCUGUGCAGACGGCCAUCAUGCUGAUGUCAGAUGAAAACAGAGAGGUACUGCAAACACUGCUCUGCUUCCUGAGCGAUGUCACAUCCUCAGUGCAAGAGAAUCAAAUGACGCCUAUGAACAUUGCAGUGUGUCUGGCACCUUCACUUUUUCAUCUCAACAUCCUGAAGAAGGACAAUCUUGCACCAAGAGCUAUGCAGAUGCAGAAAAAGUAUGCUACAGGGAGGCCAGACCAAAAGGACCUGAAUGAAAACCUGGCUGCCACUCAGGGCCUGGUACACAUGAUCACAGAGUGUAACCGCUUGUUUGAGAUUCCACAUGAAAUGGUGACACAAUCACGAAACUCCUACGUGGAGGCCGAGCUUCAGGCUCCCACGAUUGAGGAGCUCUGCAAACGGCAACAUCAAGAGGAAGAGGGGGAAGAUGAAGGCUCUUGGCCUGCAUUCAUGGAGGCCAGGCUACAGGGUCUCCUCAAAGAAUCACGGGAAAAGGCCAAAGGUUGGGUGUCCUGUCAGAGCACCGGCAACACAGAGCUGUCCUAUAAGAAGGUGGGUGAUGGUAACCCUCUGCGGCGUUGGAGGGUCUCAGUGGAGGUGGAAGCCCCUCCGUCUGUGGUUCUAAACCGUGUUCUUCGGGAACGCCACCUGUGGGACGUGGAUCUGAUGAAUUGGAAAGUGUGUGAGGUCCUGGACAGGCAAACGGAAGUUUUCCAGUAUGUCCUCAACUGUAUGCCUCCUCAUCCCAGCAGAGACUUUGUAGUGCUCAGGUCGUGGAGGACGGAUCUGCCACGGGGGACGUGUUCUCUGGUGUCCGUGUCUGUUGAGCAUGAGGACUGUCCGCCUAUAGGGGGCAUCAGAGCUAUAGUGAUGGAAUCCAAUUACUUACUGGAGCCCUGUGGCUCUGGCAAGUCCAGACUCACCCACAUCUGCAGAGUGGACCUGAAGGGGAGAACUCCGGACUGGUAUAACAAAGCAUUCGGACACCUUUGCGCCGCUGAAGCUGCUCGUAUUCGCAAUUCCUUCCAGCCAAUCCACACAGAGGGUCCAGAAACAAAAAUUUGAACCCUGUUAUCAUUCUGGAAACAGAAAUCUCAGUUCUGUGACUCUAUAAACCCUGAGAAAUGUCUGCCCUUUUGCACAAUGGGCAGAGUUGCCUGGUCUGGGUAAUAAACCCAAAUGGGAAUGUUCGUCAACUUACCAAUGUACCUUUAGCUUGUUAAUUUUUAAUAUUAUCUUAUUGUAACUAUUGUUAUUUGUAUUAUAAUUAAUAAUUUUAUUCUUUUAUAUGAUCUUAUACAAUGUAUAGGACACCUAAGCUCUUAAGUGCUUCUGGGAAGCAUAUAUUUUAUUUAAUUAAAAAAUAAAUCUAUAUUUGCACAUGCAUGUACUGCAUGUCCAUGUAUGUGUUUGUUUGUAUUUGUGUGUAUCUACACACACAUCUUGUAUAGACUAUAUAUAUAUUUAAAUGCUCAUGUAGUACAAAUAUUAUGUAUACAUGUGUCUGAUAUCUCCUUUUGCACAGAUAUCAGUUUAAUUCAUAUGGUACAAAAUGUUACUCUGUCCAUGAAUGGGUGUAAUAUUAUGGAAUUUUUAAUUGCUUGUUUUAAAGGAUUGACAAAAUGACUUGGGUUUGAUUUUCUCAGACCUGCUUUUAUAGUACUGGAUUACAUUAAUGAUAAAGAGAUGAUGAUUUUUAAUUA